AUGGUAUGCAGACUAUCAGUCAAGGUUAACCCCGGAUUCCGGCAGACCGCUCGCGUAUACCACAGCAUCCCCCGUCCGAGGAACCUGCAUCAAACUCUUCCUGCAGCCCUGCAAAGGGCCCGUCGAGUUGGCUCUAUUCAUUCAAAUAAGCUCUCGGCACUUGGCGUGUUGCACAUUUGUAUCACCCUUAUGUGUCAGCUCCACAGCAGGGAUCAAAUAACAGACAGAGUUUGCACAUGGGCUUAUCAAAUCGAGAAGUUGCAUCUCCUUUUUACUCCACGCGAGAGAGACGGAGGCGUUAGCGCACGUCGGUGGCGUGCGGACACAGGGAUCGGCGAUGUCAUUCUGCUAUUUUGGAGCGCUUGCUUGCUUUUUCCGCUCUUAUUACUAAGUUGGCUGCUUAGUAAGUUAUACCAAGUGCCUAUUUUAUAUACUCCAUUUCUCCGCCGUGGUGGGUAUAAGCCGUUUGACAUGGAAGGACGCUGUACAAAUCCUUGCCUUGUUGGCGCCGGAUAA
Molecule: messenger RNA, 516 nt
Organism: Microsporum canis CBS 113480
Lineage: Eukaryota; Fungi; Ascomycota; Eurotiomycetes; Onygenales; Arthrodermataceae
Exons: 3
Coding region: 1-516 (171 amino acids)
Source: RefSeq, a predicted model, not a curated record